Messenger RNA from Rhizoctonia solani, 1179 nucleotides. Its product is annotated as actin. Gene Ontology annotation, cellular component: Arp2/3 protein complex; actin cortical patch. Gene Ontology annotation, biological process: Arp2/3 complex-mediated actin nucleation. Gene Ontology annotation, molecular function: actin filament binding. The transcript has 7 exons. NCBI's taxonomy places the organism in Eukaryota, Fungi, Basidiomycota, Agaricomycetes, Cantharellales, Ceratobasidiaceae. The record is from RefSeq and is a predicted model, not a curated record. Bases 1 to 1179 code for a protein of 392 amino acids.
AUGGACCAGCCGCCUCUAGUCGUUGACAACGGAACUGGCUCGGAUACGCGGGGUCCAACUUUCCCGAACAUGGCAAUCUUCCCAUCUGUCAUCGGUCGCCCUAUUCUCCGUGCCGAAGAGCGUCUCGGUCAGCACCUAAUCAAGGACAUCAUGGUCGGCGACGAAGCCGAGGCCGUACGUUCGUACCUCCAAAUCACCCACCCGAUGGAACACGGAAUCGUCAAAGACUGGGACGACAUGAAACAUCUGUGGGAUUACACAUUCGAUCAGAAACUCCGUGUUGACCCUGCCGGACGAAAGAUCCUCUUGACCGAGCCUCCCAUGAAUCCAAAGCGGAACAGGGAACGUAUGGCGCAGGUCAUGUUUGAAGAGUAUGGAUUUGGGAGCGUGUACGUCGCUAUUCAGGCGUGCUUACCUUGUACGCGCAAGGAUACCGACAUACUAGGUCUGACGACGGGUGUUGUCGUUGACUCGGGAGACGGUGUAACGCACAUUGUCCCUGUAUACGAUGGUUUCGCGCUCCCGCACUUGACGCGCCGACUCGAUAUCGCAGGUCGAGACGUAACGCGUUACCUCAUCAAACUGCUUCUUAUGCGUGGGUACGCGUUCAAUCGUACGGCCGAUUUCGAUACCGUCCGAGAGAUCAAGGAGAAAUUCUGCUAUGUGAGCUACGAUUUAGAGAUGGAUCAGAGGCUGAGUGAGGAGACGACGGUGUUAGUUGAGAGUUAUACUCUCCCCGAUGGACGUACGAUCAAAAUUGGUGCAGAACGCUUUGAAGCGCCUGAAUGCAUGUUCCAGCCCCAUCUCGUGGACGUUGAACAACCGGGUGUAGCAGAAAUGCUUUUCCAAACAAUUCAAUCAGCUGCAGUCGACACUCGUGCCGAACUCUAUAAGCACAUUGUUCUCUCUGGUGGAUCCAGCAUGUACCCAGGCCUCCCUUCACGUCUUGAAAAAGAGAUGAAGCAACUGUACUUGACACGAGUUCUUGGAGGGGACACAAGCAGGCUACGCAACUUCAAAAUGCGCAUUGAGGACCCUCCUCGCCGAAAGCACAUGGUCUUCCUUGGUGGUGCGGUGCUUGCAGAUAUCAUGAAAUCACGCAACGAGUUCUGGGUCACCAGGGAAGAGUGGUACGAACGUGGUGCAGCGUCGUUGGAUAAGCUCGGACGAGGAGAGUAG